AUGCGCGGAUUUCAAACUCGACAUUUGAUGGCGAACCGUAAAAGAAACAGGCCAGAGGAUUGGGAGGAUUUGGAGCCAUCUCCAGUUAUUCAUAUACGGGAGUUGCCAGAACAUACUCUCGAGCUGGACUUAAUUAGAGUUUUUGAACAGUUUGGCUCUAUUAGGGAUAUUGCAAUGAUUCCACAUAAAGGUCAAGCACUAAUUGAAUUUGAUGACAUUAACUCAGCAGAAAGAGCUGUUGCAAGAUGUUCAGAGAAUGCCGUGAUGUUUGCUAACCACCGAUUGAAAGUUAACUAUAGUACAUCCAAACGUGUGGUCCACCGACCUCUAGAAAAUGAUAACCAGCACUCCGAAUUGCCUCCCGAAAGCCGUGUACUUAUGUUAACGGUUUACAAUGCUCAAUAUCCUAUCACAGUCGAUGUCAUACAUCAAAUUACAGCCAAACAUGGACGCGUUUUACGCAUUGUCAUUCUCCGUAAAACCCGAAUACAGGCUAUGGUGGAGUUUAAAAAUACGGAAGAGGCCCGGACUGCUAAGCGGCACCUUAAUGGGGCCGACAUAUAUUCUGGCUGCUGUACACUGAAAGUCGAGUUUGCUCGUCCUACACGCUUGACUGUCACUCGUAAUGAUCAAGAUUCAUGGGAUUUUGAAAAUCCAUUAUUACUGUCGACCUCACUUAAUGAAGCUGAUGGGCGUGGAGAUAUUUCUCUAUUAGGACGUUUUGAACGUUCACGUGCUCGACACGAAAGCUCAAGAUCUGUUAAUGGUGGCAACUUUGGCUAUCAUGAUGGUUUCAUAAAGCAAAAUGCUGUCGGGCUUAGUGUCCCACCUGCUUCGUUCUUGGACCAGUUGGCUUUAAAUUACCAUGUAUCGAGGCGUGGUCUCGAUGGAUUGAAUGGUCAACCUUAUGCUAGGGCUGCAACUGCUGUCAUAAUGGUAUAUAACAUGGAUAUGGAUCAUAUGAACUGCGAUCGCUUGUUCAACCUUCUUUGUCUCUAUGGUAAUGUUGUUCGUAUUAAGUUUUUGAGGACUAAAGAAGGAUCAGCUAUGGCGCAAAUGGGCGAUAACGUUAGUGUUGAUCGUGUCAUUACUAACCUGUCAGAAGUCCCAUUGAUGGGAAAUGCAUUGUCGAUUCGUCCAAGCAAACAACAACUUAUCCUGGACGUACCGAAACCUUUUGAAUUACCAGAUGGUACCCCAUCUUUCAAAGACUAUUCAGGGUGUCGUGAAAAUAGAUAUAUAAAUCCAGACAAAGCGAGUAAGAAUAGGAUCUAUCCACCAUCACAUACUCUGCAUUACUGGAAUUGUCCUCCGAGUUAUACCCCAGAGGAACUACGCAAGUUGAUUGUUGAAUGUGGUGCUUCACCACCUCGCCAAAUUGCACCUUUCCCAAGGAUUAGUGAUAGAUCCUCUUCAGGCCUUGUAGAAUGGGGAACAAAAGAUGAAGCAGUUACUGCCCUUGCUUUGUGCAACCAUCAAGCUAUUCCAAACACCGAAGGUCGUUAUCCAUUUCUUCUGAAACUGUCAUUUUCAAGCUCUCCUGUCAAUGAUCGAGCAUUUUCAGGUUCAAAGAAGAUUGGCUCAUCAAAUAUUGGAAAGUCAGCAGCAUCCGUAGACUCUAGCGAGUAUGAAUAGUUAAUGAAUAGGUUAGUUAGUACUUGUUUGAAUUUUUUAAAGUUAAUGGUUUUUUUAUCUAUUUCUUUUUGUUUGUUGUGUCAUUUAUCUCACCGCUUUCCCUGCGUAUAUAAUACAGGUCUAAUAUACUCUUAAAAUCAUGUUAUUAUUUCCUUCGUAACAUCUACUAACGCGGCUCAUUAUACUUUUAUUUAUUUAAAAUGUUUUGGUUUGACUGUUUAGUUAAUUUUCUACUGUAAUUAAAAAAUUACCCUUCACAUCGUCUUUUUACACAAUGCAUUUGUUUUUGGAAGUACAUUUUGAUCAUGUAUCUUUUGUAGCGAUCCAUUUUUCUGAGCUCUAAAUUACACAAGGUCUCAAGUAUUCCUACAUAAACUUAAGUAUCGACGUUUCUUUGCUAAUAAUUUCAGAUAUUUUGUUUCAAGAAGCUUCAAACGCAAUCCUACCUCUUUUUGAGACCUUCCUCCCAAAGCUGCUCGCCAUCAUAAUUUUUUCAUCCAAGUUAAUUUAUGGAUGAUGCGACAUGAAAACUGUUUGUCCGUGGAUCACAUUAGAGUCGUCAAUCGAACUCAUGGUUUAUUAAGUCUACUUCAUUUUCAUAGUAGACAAUGGUAGUUUCUUUUUUUUACUUAAAAGCAGCAUUUGACUUUGUACACCAGAAGGUUAUGCGGCAGUGUCUGUCAUUGAAAGGCGUACCUCAAAAGUACAUGAACAUUGUGAAGGCUCUUUAUUCGAACACUACUAGUCCAGUCACAGCUUAUGGCGAACUGUCAUCUGAUUUUGCAACCUAAAAUGGUGUCCGUCAAGGUUGUCCACUAUUUCCAUUUGUUUAAUUUCAUCAUAGAUAUACUACCGGAAAUGACGUUCACGUCGACUGAAUUUUCACGAAUUAAUCUCCUUCCCGAAGGUCCACCUAUCGACUUAGAAUAUCCAGAUGACAGUUCUGUUUGAUGAAGAUGCUGAUAAGACGCAGAGUGGUUUGGUAGCAUUGAGCAACAAUUCCAGGAUGUUUGGAAUGCAUUUCUCCCUUUCUAAGAGCAAAUUGCUGCUUCAGAACUAGUCUGCGUCAACACCUGAACUAAAGAUAGGGAGUGAAGUAGUCGAACGUGUCGACAACUUCACUUAUCUCGGAAGUCUGAUCAACCCUAAUGGGUUGGUGUCUGACGAAAUCUCUGCACAGAUUCAUGAAGCUCGUUUGGUUUUUGCCAACUUAUGUCACCACCUAUGACGAAGGCGAGAUAUCCGUCUAUCGAUUAGCGGAUGGGUGUACUGUGCAGCAGUUCGUUCUGUGCUACUUUACGGCUGCGAAACGUGGCCAUUAAGAGUAGAAGAUAUUCGCAAUUUACUAGUAUUUGAUCACAGAUAUCUUAGAAAUAUUGCUCGCAUCUGCUAGGAUCAUCGGGUAAGUAAUAGUGGGGUUGGAUUCAGGGUAUUGGGGAAUGAUGGCAAAUCAGUUGAUGAGGUUGUGAAUCUACAUCGACUGAGAUGGUUGAGCCAUGUGUUACGUAUGCCUGAACACCGAUUACCAUGACACGCAGUGCUGAUUAGUGCUACGGUGGUUGGAAGAAAGUUAGGAGUGGCCAAACCAAACAGCCUUGACGGACACCACUUGAAGUUGCAAAAACAGAUGACAGAUCGCCAUAAGCUCUGACUCGACUAGUAGUGUUCGAGUAAAGAGCCUUCACAAGAUUUAUGUACUUAAGAGGUACGCCUUUCAAUGACAGACACUGCCACGGAACCUCACGGUCUACAGAGUCAAAUGCUGCUUUUAAGUCAAGAAAAUUAGGGGUGGUCAAACCAAAACGUGGCAUCAGUGCUUGAAAUCACUAACUUCUAGUCUUAGUCAUGUUGGUAGAUGCAGACCACUUGGUUGGGGUCCGCGUGACUAUCGUAACCAAUGGUUGUAGAGUCUUGGUGAAAUGGCUCAGAAUCUAUCACAGUUUGCGUAGGUAUAUAUACUCUUUGUCUUCCCUUAAACCGUGAGAUUAAAAUGACUUCAUACCUUUCUUUCCAAUAACUAAUUCUUUCUUCCUGUAUUAUAUCCUACGCAAUCUUUCUUUUUAUAUAUUACUAUCAUUGAAGUAACUACGUCUACGGAUCUGGUGCUCAUCUUGUAUUAAUGAGGUGUGGCAACUUGCACCGAUGCAUAUAUGUGCCUGGUCCUACGUUGUUUGACUGACUGUUAGUUGUUAGCCCUUUUGUAGUCUUCCAGUUCCUUCAAACACUUAUUAUUCUUUGUUUUACUUGGUGUUCAUUCUAGUCUGAUACCAAUUUAAAUGCCUAAUGUAAGCUGGUUUAAACAGCUACUUUCGUGCGAAUCAAAAGCUUUUAUUGCCUUAACCACAUGAGGUACAUGCACAAAUUCAUUCAUGUAGAUAUGUCUCCUUGAAAAUCAAGUCAGGCUCUCUACUAAAAGCGUGAACCAGUGAACAUUUCUCCCUUAUUGACUGGCCUUGAAAUGGUACGUCUGACCUAAUCUAUAGCUAUUCCAUACAACAAUAUUGGCACUUCAAAAGCUGUGAUUUUUCUGUACAAUUAACUAUCUUUUGAUGAAUGUGCGAGCGAAACAUUCGUUUUUCUGCUAAAUAAAUGCUCAAUAAAUAUAAGGGGAUAACUGGAAUUACAGGGAAAAAAGUGUAAUAUGAAAUAUAUAAGUUGUCACGCUACCCUAGGUUUUUACAAUGGGAUAACAGUUGCCAAGAAAUAAUCCAGGUUUAAAAAAUGUUUUUGGACACAUAAACAAGGUUCGCACUUUUGAAUACUCAAUACUUCCAUCUGUUCAGCAAUGCACCCUUGAUAAUUCCUACACAUAGAUUUAAAAGCUGUUUUAAUGUCAAUCUUAUAACCUGUUUUAAUUGUUUUGCUACGGGGAGCAUGAUUUUACUCCUGCGUUUAUCGAGGUUUGGGACACUAAUUGAUCAUGAAACAAUUUCAUCAUUAAUUAUUCCUCUCUAUGUAUGUGUUCACACACAUGUUCAUUGGUUAUUGCAUGAGGUGUAAUGUUGUUUAAACUGUGUUGAGGCCUAUCUGAAAUCAUUUGAUUAGUCUACUCAUUUAUAAUCAAUUUUGCAACACUGUAUCUUUUUUUCGAUGGUCGCUUUCAGUCUCUGCCUCAAAAUCAUGCUGUUUGAUUCUUCUUUAUAAACUUUGAAGAACAUCUGUUUGAUGUCAUUUUUUCAGCCAUCCAUUUUAUAUCCUCUUCAAUCGUGUCUAUAUUUCAGAUCCGUUGAAUCUUAUUGUAUUUUCGAAUCGCAUGUAUGUGAAUUCAUACAUGCAGAAGAGCAAUCGGACAGCACCAGUCAAGGAUGAUGAAACAUGUGCCAAAGUGGUUUCAUGAUCAUUUAGUUUCGAACAACUCGAUUAUUUCAGGGAGUGGGAAAUCAUGUUCCUCGAUAACAAGACACAAUUUAUCCUCUUUUUGUUUUGUUGCGAAAAGGGACAACAUGAAGUGGCUUUUUGACACGACUUUCUGCCUUGUAUUCAUUAGAACUGUUUCACUAUUCAGUUGAUCACUUUGUUCAUUCGUGUCACCACGCUAUCGUGUUUGGUAAAUAUCUUAUAAUUAGGCCGUAUUGUUUAUAGAAGAGUUUGCUUUGUGCUAUUUACUCAUCGAUGCAUCUUGUCUCUGGACUAUUGACCAUUUUCUACGUAUUUAUUUGCGUUCAUGAUUAUGUGUACAUUGUUCGACUCAAAACUGUCAUCGAAUAGCACUUCUGUUCAUCUGUAUGCCUAACAACUUUUGUUCAUGAAUGAAUAUCUUUUGAGUUUCACAAUUUCUUUAUUGAUACUGACCUUUUUAAUCCAUACAGUACACAACACACGUUAUGUACAUUACUUCUACUAAUUAAAAACUCCAUUUCCUGUAUAAAUGUUAAAUACAAAUAACGGAUUUCGCCAAUGCAUAUGAAUACAUUUAUGCUAAACCCGCAUAUAAAAAAACAUGCGUUAGGGUCACUACGCUUUCUACUAAAUAUCAAGUGAUUACACAUGUUUAUUCAUCUUAUCUACUAAAUUAAAAACUUGUAAUCGAGUCAAUUUUUUGCAGUCAGAUACUAAUUAAUUUAAUGGAUUUUCGAGUCAGGUUAGCCGAAUUUUAUGAAUUCUUGUAUUAUGACGUAACAGUUCGUGGGUUUUAGUUAAAAUGGACUUUUCAGUGAAUUUUUGUUCACAGUUAUUUCGUAGUAAUAGUUUAAAUCAUUUUCUUUUAGCUAAACAGAAGUGAACUGUUCAUGUUAUCCUAUAUAAGUAACAUUCUUUGAUUAGCUUUCACCUAUGUGUCGUUCUACAGUUUAUUUUUGUUUUUAAUUCAAGUGAAUAUAACAACAUAGGAUUUCUGAAUAUUUGAAGUUCCUUCAAUAAAACUUUUGUGACAGCAGAAUUCACAUUAUCUCCAAUGUGUAGUUUAGUUAGCUAGGUUUCAAUGAGAUUGUUGUUUAAAUUUUAUUCGUAGUUAUGGUACCCUAAUGUUCAUCUUUAAAAACACUAAUAUCGUUCGACCGAAUUCAUUUGAUUAGUUCUUAUUUUUUGAUUGAACCAAGAAUCAAUCAUUCUCUUGUUUUCCUUGCACUUUAUUUAUUUGCCUUCUAUUAACUUCAUUAUUUUCGUAAUCCUUUGCUACUAGUUUUUUGAAACAUAAAUAACAUCUUUCGGUUUCUGUAGAGUUCUACUUGGUCAUAUUUUAACCGGGUUUUUCUGACUAUUCUGUUUACUCGUGGAAUAUGGUUUGAAAUAGUUUUCGGGUUAUGUGGAGUGUUAUGUCAGUAAGCAUAUUGCUAAUAUGUUACAUGAAGUUGUUCAUAUUACAUUGUAAUAACAAUAUUUUAAUUUGACAUUUGAUAUACAUAAUUCUCAAAACAUUUAUUAUAAAUUCAUGGCCAAAUAUCAUAGCAAACUAUACAAGUUAAAAAUAUCCGUGCUCUAAUUGUUCAUUGUUUCCCCCAUCAGACUAUCCGUUCAACAUAACAAACGAACACAGCAUUUGUCAUCAAAAUUUAUUAUCAUAUUCUUCACAUGGUGAUUCCUGUGGUACAACAAUCAACGCAGUCGCACUAUGCAUUCAACUAAAUUACAUAAUCGCAUAUUGAAGCUGAACCACACAUCAAUCUUCAACGUCAAUUUAUUAUUUCAAUUUAUUCAUACUGUCAUUCUUCCCUUUUCUGUUUAAUUAGUCUUCAUAUAUAUCUAUAUCUAUAUAUGCAUCAUUGUCAUUUAUUAAAAUUGGUGUGUCUAUUACUUGUCGCUUGCCUGUUGGCUUUAACUAUUGCUAACUGACACUCAUGAAUAUGGAGAUGGCAUUUUAAAAAAAUUCUAAUACAAUUUUGAUGCUAACUGUUUUCUGUUUAACUGACUGUAUGUUUAUGUGUUCCUGACACCGUUAUUUUAAUGUUUAUUUGCAUGCUAUUUUCGCAUUUAGGACUUAUAAGUGGGUAAAUUUAUUAUGUUUUCGCAGUAAACAUAUAUCCUGAAUAGUUAAUUGUGGGUUUUAUGUCUGGUUUGACUAUUCCUAUUGGUUUUGUUGAUUACAACAUACCAUUAUUUUCGUGAUCAGUGUACUUUGUCAGUUACCAUAUAUAAUUUGCAGGUAUUUUUUGUUUGUGCGUUUUCUUUGACUAUCUCUGAUUGUUCAUACUUUGUUAGUGCAUUUAAAAAUAAUAUACACAAAUAAAAACAUUCCCUUAACAAUCUUACACAGAAAUAAAUGUGAAUGGCUCUUCAUACAUUUUACUGUAUAACUGACGACGUUGAUUUCUCAUCUGCUUGAUGCAGAUUUAAAUAAAUAAUGCGGAAGUAAGAUUUUUGAAAAUAAAUAAAAUGGUCACAUUCUAUUGACCAGUUGGGCUUUGUAUGUUUUUAAAUACAUAUAUUUGAUAAAAUCCUCAGAUCAGAAUAUUGCAACAUACUCUCAUCUGAACAUGAUAUAGAUUUUUCUUAUGGACUGAUAUAAUGAAAUCCCAACCUUGAUAUAUUGAACAACAUAUUUUUGUGCAGUAUUCUGCGUUGUAUUAUGGCCGUUUAAUCAUCAGUAUACUUGAUUGCAUUCAUCAUAUUUAACCAUAGAUUAUGUAAUAUUCUUUUGUCUUUUGCAUACUAAAACGACUGUUUUGAUCCAGCAUAAAUUAGGUUAAAAAUAUUCAGUAGGACAAUAAAAUCUCAUUAACAAUUAUAUAUUUGAAUUUAUUUCAACUGAUGUCUGCAGUACAAUUGAGCUGUAUGUGUUGCAUUUAAUAUUCGUGUUUCAGCAUAUAUGUGUAUACAAAUGUGAUACUAUCUCUGCUGAAGUGGGAAUGUGCAGAAGUAUAUGUAAUUUCAGUAUCACUUCCGUAGGUGUUUAGUUUACUGCUUUACUAUUUACAUUUUAAAAUUUUGCCUUCUAUAUUAGGUCACUUUGAUUACCUCAAGUCACUAUUAACAUGUGCGUUUUUUUCUAACACCUAAGCCAACUUUUAGCUAAUCGAAAUCAUUAGGAAUUUUGUUUAUUGCGUAAAAAAUUACCAUAUAUUCUGGAGUUUUUCACCUUGUUUGAUUUUAAUCAUUUUAGACAGUUUCCCUCCGUCUUUAUUUAUUAGUUUCUUCGUGAAUGAAUAAAAAAGAUAUCUUCUGUUUAUGUAAUGAAAGUUUUUCUAGCAUUCAAAUGAUACAUUUUGUCCUAAUAACUUCUUGAAAUUUGUUAGUUUUUUCUGAUUUUAUCUUCAUUGUAUUCAGUUUACAGAGCACGUAGAACUAAAAACACUUCACUUAUUUGUUCUUUAGCAUGACAGAUAUGUGCAUAAUAUAUUUUCAGUAAUUGUAUAUAAUUACAUUAUUUCAUGUACAUGUGGUGAAAAUCAUCCUGUAGUGGUCAAUACAACUGUAUUUCAUUGUCUUUAUGGACACAAACCAAAGAUGAACUUAUUCAGAGUACUUGAAGUUCCACUAUGAUCAAAAUAUUAUGAUUUAUGUUCGAUAUGUGUAGAAAAUUUAGAUGUAUUUACAUUGUCAAAUAUAGUAAAGUAGUGAAAAGCUUUUAGUCGAAGCCUUUUGAAACGCUAAUUUCUUUCAAGUGUAUUAGCAAACAUAAGCUUUUUCUUUAGAUGUGAUAAGCAGAUGUCUAAGUCUUAUAUUCAAUCCUAGAAAGCCGGAAAAAUAUCAGUUAGCGAUUCCUAUUAUUGCCGUUUAUAGUUUAAGGUAUGUUGGUGGUCUUGGCUAUAAUUUUCAUAAUAGCCGUGUUAUUUAAGCAGAAAGUAACGAGUAUGAUUAAAAAUUGGCUUAAUUAACUGGGAUUUUGACCAUCUGCCAUCACACUUCUAAUCC
Schistosoma intercalatum is the source of this 8925-nucleotide messenger RNA. NCBI's taxonomy places the organism in Eukaryota, Metazoa, Platyhelminthes, Trematoda, Strigeidida, Schistosomatidae. The record is from the annotation of a GenBank genome assembly.